UCGCAGUUUUACUAUCCUAGGUGACAAAGGUGAUACACUAUACGUCGGCUGUGUGUUUCUUGAUAUCGCUAGCUGGAUUAUAUUUAAUUGCAAGCAGCUAAGAUACGAAAAUGAUCUCCCACAUCUUGAUAGUUGCAGGGUGCCUAGCUGUGGUCAGUGCCCAAGAUUUAUGGGUUGAUAAAGUAGAAAUUACGAGUCCAGACAGUGUGACCUACUCAACAGAGGCCCCGACGAAUAUAACAUUCUCGAUAUGGAUUGGCAACAAAGAUCCCGAGGUUCAUGGUGAACUAACCGGCAUCCAAGUGUACUUCACAAACGGAUCCAACUACGAGGAUGCAUCGGUGAAGUCGGAAGCAAUUGAGGUCGCAAUAAUCGAGUCUCCCCGAUCAGUGGAAGCUGGGGAGGACGAGAGCGUGGAAUAUGGCGGCAAUACAGCCUCAAUCGUGGUCGACGCAGCCCAGUGUGAACAGUAUACCAAUGUCUGUUUCUUGAUUCAACAUCCAGGAUCUACCGGUGAAUCAACAGAUUUAGCAGAGGACGACGACGCGUGUCUGGCUCUCGGUGACAAUCAGCCAGGUGGUGUUCUUACCUGCCCCGAACCUGAUAUAGAAACAUCGGAUGACGACAAGGACAAUCAUGCAAGUCACUCUGGUGUAAAUGCAUUGCUAUGCUUGGUAUCCAUGUCGGUAUUCGUAUUUGCGUAUAUGAAGAAGAUGGCAUUGGUAGAUCGUUUUUAUUGUUCACUGUACAACUUUAGAGAAAAUAGUUCGUGA
This is a messenger RNA of Saccoglossus kowalevskii, 773 nucleotides long. RefSeq lists its product as uncharacterized. The record is from RefSeq and is a predicted model, not a curated record. Lineage: Eukaryota; Metazoa; Hemichordata; Enteropneusta; Harrimaniidae.